AGGGAGAGGUGUACCAAGAACUGUAAGAUGUAUCAUACAAGUAUUAUAUACACAUACAUAGUUAAGUUAGCAUUUACAUGCAAGCCAGUAUGCACACUUUCCCUUAUACCCUAAACUCAGCCUUUGUUAACUUUGAAACUCACAGUGCAAAUGUCAUUUGUGUUUGUCCCAAAACUGAGAACGACAAUCAAAUAUCUAAAACAAAGUCACACCACCUCACAGAUGAGAACAUGUGACUGCCCUCUAAUAGUGACUCAGGUGACCUGGCAAGUCAGGCGAUGUAAAUACCGUUCCUUGGUAAUGACUAUGCGUGAGAGUGUGUUUGUGUGUGUGUAUUUGCCUGGGGGGCCUGUAUUUGCCUGGUUCUUAAUAUUGUUACAGUAACAUGAUGUGUGGGAAAAGAACGGGUGCUAUUUAAAAUAAGGAUACAGGUAUGGAGCAACCUGCCAUAUCAAUAAAUACAUAAAUAAAUGUACACAACAUGCAAAACUAAAAAAAAUGCACAAUUGCAUGCAUUAAUACAUGCAUCAAUGAAUGCAAAUAAAUAAAUGAGUGAGGAAUUACAAUUUUUGGGGAGAGAAAAGGCUUAAAUUAAUAUGUUAUAUUCCUAUCCAGUUAGACCCAAUUUAUUUAUUUGUUCAUCCAAUAUGAUAAUGGGAGGGUGUAGAACUGUGGGAACAGAUAGUCAGACAAGACAGACAAGCAAUUUUUUAAAUCUGACAUACACUGAAGAGCAGGGGCGGUUCUAGGGUGGGGGUGGGGUGCAUUGCCCCUGUGACAACAAGCUUGUACCCCCUUGUCCCCCCAUCCCCACCUUCACCAACCCAUUGAUGAUGGGUAAAACCUUCUGCUCUGUUUGUACUAUUUAGUUGUUUAGUAUCUACUUCUCACAGUAGCCUACUUCAUACACCCCUAUAGGGCUUUUGUUUUUAUUUAUACACCGACACGACCGGUCUAUAUCAUUUAGCCUAUAUAAUAUAUAUAGCCUAGCAUUUAUCAUUGUAGCCUAGAUACUUUAUUUAAAAAAUAUUAAUUGUGAAGUAGAUUUUUCAACGAGACUGGUUGUUGUUAAUAAAGUAAAAAUUUAUUGCAGCACGCCAGAUGUCAGUGGUAAAAUAAUCGCUUUACCUAGGGUGAGUGCCUACACCCGCCAACUGUAGGCACUGGUAUUCACUGGUAAUCACUGGCAGAAAGAAAAAGUUCCUUCAUGAAACUUAGCAAAACAAGAUGUGUAUUAUCUUGAGUAACUGGGUCAUCAUUUCUGGAAAGAGACAUUUGUCAGCAAUGUCUCUUUUCUUUUUUUCUUGCGUUUUGAGAACCACAAAGCCAAAUUCCAUGAUUUUCGAGAGGAGGUUUACACUAUCUCUAGCUAGCCUACGGCCGAUAUCAAAAAAAAAAAAUCAAGCAAGAGGAAAAACAUGUUGUUUUGAUUUUUGGGUGAACUUGUUUAAGCAACAACUCAGACAGUAGUCUACACCAGACCGGUUAUGCUAAUAAUUUCCCAAAAUAUUUGACAAAUCUGAGUUUGAACCAACUAGUUAAAUGUUAAAAACAGAAUAAAUUACAAAUUUGCCAGACUAACCGAAAUAAGCCUGUCUUCAUGGGUGAGCUAGCUUUAAGAAACGACCCAGUUUCAUAUAUUGCAUAUGGCGCUAUUCAAUUUAAAAACAUACAUUUGCCUUAUGUAGCCUGUGAUUGGUGGCUGGUCCAGGAGUUCAACCUUCCCCAUUCAGGUUUUUCGGGAAAUCCCCUAAACGUGGAGCAGCUUGCAUCAAAAUAUUGUUUCCGCAGAUUGCAAGCGACCACGAACGACUGGUCGAUUUUUAUCUUUGUUAGAAAGGGUGCAACCUAAAGAAUUACACAACAUUACUCUACAGGAAGCGAGACCCUGUCGCCUUCCUGUCUCCAGCCUCCUUCAGCACCACCUAACAUUACCGGGCGAGCAGCUGAGAGAAUUAACGGGGGACACCAGAUGGAAGAGCUGUUGGACAACCUUGCCCUGAGCCAAGGCUCCUUUCAGAAGCUGUGGGAGAACAUUCCAGCUCCCUCCAGAAACUGGGAAGAAUUUAACGCUACGCUCAUACCUGAUGAUGCUCUCCAUGAGGGUUUUGACGAACGCCUCUUUGAGCUGCCUAGCACCCAGGAGUUCUCGGGGUUACCUGUGGACAACGUGCCACCCCCGACCUCCACCGUGCUGUCCACUGUCGACCACCCAGGCCAGCACAGCUUCCAACUGAGCUUCCAGGAUUCCGGCAUCGCCAAGUCUGUCACUUCCACUUUCUCCCAGCAACUGAAUAAACUGUACUGCCAGCUGGCCAAGACUUGUCCCAUCGAGGUGCUGGUGGCUGUGGAGCCCCCCCAGGGAGCUAUCCUCCGGGCCACCGCCGUCUACAAGAAGGCGGAGCACGUGGCCGAGGUGGUCCGCCGCUGCCCCCACCACCAGAAGGUGGCCGAGAACAACGAAGGCGUGUCCCACCGCAGUCACCUAAUCCGAGUGGAGGGGAACCAGCAGGCUCAGUACGUGGAGGAUGAACACACCGGGAGACAGAGCGUCACAGUGCUGUACGAGCCCCCCCAGCUGGGCUCUGAGGUGACCACCCUGCUGCUUAACUACAUGUGCAACAGUAGCUGCAUGGGUGGGAUGAACCGUCGGCCCAUCCUGACCAUCCUGACCUUGGAGACACCUGAGGGCCAGGUUCUCGGGCGCCGCUGUUUCGAGGUUCGUGUUUGUGCCUGCCCCGGACGCGACCGCAAGACGGAGGAGGUGAACGCCAACAAGCCCCAGAACGGCACCAAAACGCCCGGAACCAAGAGAAAGAGCCAGCCAGCACCUGCUACAGAGGCCAAGAAAGUCAAGAGCACCAACUCUGGUUCCGAAGAUGACGAUAUCUUUGUCCUCCGCGUUCAUGGAAGAGAGCGCUAUGAGUGGCUGAAAAAGGUCAACGAUGGACUGGAACUGAUGGACCGUAUGCCAGCAGCUGAUGUUGAGAAAGUCAAGCUGAAAAGUCAGAAGACGGCUAAACUCGAGAUGGAGCCAAAGAGUGGCAAGCGACUGCUACUGAAGGACAGCUCUGAGUAGCCACAGAAGCCGCAUGUUGUGUGUGGGUCCAUUGUGACAGCUGGAGCUAAAUUCUACCCACUUAGAGAUAAGUUUGUCCACUAGCACUUUAGCUUAGUUUAAUGAUUUGGCCCUAUCAGUUUCGUACCCAGAAAUGACCAACUAAUAUGCUGACAGCUCUCAUUGGCCAGUUCCCCUAAAGAGUUUUGUUUUUACAAAAUUGUUUGUACAAUUUCAUGUUUUUGUAUAAUCUCCCUCCCUGCUAAAAAUGCAUUACCAUGUAUGCUAUCAUAUGUAUUUUCUGCUGUAAUGACUAUGAAACGUUGCUUGAUUAUCUUGUUGGAACUUGGUGCUAAGGCAGAAUGCUUACUUUUUUAUGGAAAAAUACAUUGCAGGAUAGGCCUGUCAAGUUUGGUGGUCAGAUGGCUGAGCGGUUAGGGAAUCGGGCUAUUAAUCAGAAGGUUACCGGUUUGAUAUCUGGCUGUGUCAAAGGGAGGAGUGUCCCUGUACUUACUGUAAGUCGCUCUGGAUAAGAGCAUCUGCUAAAUGUAAAUUUCACCCAAAGUUUGGCGU
Hypomesus transpacificus is the source of this 3631-nucleotide messenger RNA. RefSeq names its product cellular tumor antigen p53-like. Gene Ontology annotation, cellular component: nucleus. Bases 1973 to 3079 code for a protein of 368 amino acids. The transcript has 11 exons. Lineage: Eukaryota; Metazoa; Chordata; Actinopteri; Osmeriformes; Osmeridae. Gene Ontology annotation, molecular function: DNA-binding transcription factor activity, RNA polymerase II-specific; RNA polymerase II cis-regulatory region sequence-specific DNA binding. Gene Ontology annotation, biological process: apoptotic process; protein tetramerization; regulation of transcription by RNA polymerase II. The record is from RefSeq and is a predicted model, not a curated record.